CCUUGAUGACAAGCCGAAGUUGAGGCGGGCAGGCGAGGAUUAGUUAGAGAAGACGGACCACUCAUGGAAGAGUAGGAACGUCUUUCGACAAUAAGGUGCUCGGUCUACGUUCUGUUCUUCCCGUAGGAUCGUGAUAGUGAUGCCGACUUACCGACCUCGGUCUGCUCGUACCCCCAAAACAUGCGAAGGGGGUAUCCUCGCCUUGGGGAUCGUUAUCACCCUCUUUGAUUUCAAGACAAUGCUCUCAAGCAGAUUCUUCCUGCCCGUGGUCCUCUUCCAUGGUCCCGCUGUCGGUGAUGUGCGAAUGCACGUCCUACCGCCAAAAGCCUGCGCACCGCCUACCCAUACCCACGCUGUUCUUGAGCUCAGGAGAAUCGAAGACCACGUCGGGGAGUCUCCCAAGGCCGACGCUCUUCGGGCCGUAACGAUUCUAGCGAGGAAGCUGUCCUCAAGUCAGCAUUGGUUGGGGAGGUAGAUUAUCGGAAAGAUAAUAGAGCAAAAACUAUGUCGGAUGGAGGAUAGGGGAUGCUCUUGUAGAUGGAUCGAGAGCUGAAGCGAAGCAAAGUAUGCAAGGACUCCAAAAAGGUCGGCCUCGCAUUUAAAG
Messenger RNA from Trematosphaeria pertusa, 604 nucleotides. RefSeq lists its product as uncharacterized. The record is from RefSeq and is a predicted model, not a curated record. The coding region runs from base 140 to 475 and encodes 111 amino acids. The transcript is spliced from 2 exons. NCBI's taxonomy places the organism in Eukaryota, Fungi, Ascomycota, Dothideomycetes, Pleosporales, Trematosphaeriaceae.